Molecule: messenger RNA, 1579 nt
Organism: Pyrus x bretschneideri (Chinese white pear)
Lineage: Eukaryota; Viridiplantae; Streptophyta; Magnoliopsida; Rosales; Rosaceae
Product: nudix hydrolase 13, mitochondrial-like
Exons: 5
Coding region: 755-1579 (274 amino acids)
Cellular component (GO): cytoplasm; nucleus
Molecular function (GO): pyrophosphatase activity
Source: RefSeq, a predicted model, not a curated record
CUCCCUCUCUCUCUCUCUCUCUCUCUCUCUCUCUCUCUCUCUCUGUUAUGCUCUUUCUUUGAAAUUCGCUCGACCUUAUUAUUCCAUCAAUACUUCUUCUGUAUUGUUCCCUUUCUAAUCCUACUCAUCUAUCUCCUAGAAAAGAAAAGAAUGCUGCUAAUUUUUUCUUUCUUCUAUUUGGUUGCUGUAGUAGAAUUUAGAUUGUUCUCUUGUCUGACAGAAUACAAGAAGUCAGUUGGCAACUUGCCCGGCCAGCCGCCUCUUGGUAGAGAUCACCUCAUCACCAGUGGGAGAAAUCAAAAGAGUUAACAGGAUUUUAGGACGUCAGUGUUGUGCCAGCUGCAUUAUUCCAGGCUAGCUAGCCUGUCCUGAAUUAAGCUUUCUUCUCAAUGCACGCAGCAGCUGGCCUUUUAUAUAUAUAAUCGAUCGAGUUCAAGUGCUCAUCAAUUAAGAAAGAUGUUCUUGAUCGAUAGAGCGGAUCAGUUUAAUCAGUUUGUGAUUAUGUUAUGAAUCAAAGCUAGUAAAGUUUCUGUUUCCUCAAAAUCCAUAAAAAAAUUGCGUGAGUGCAUAAUCAAAAUAUUAAUUCGUCUUCUCCUCCUCUCCUCACUUAUGUCUUUCAUUGUGAUUUUUGCUGCUGCUUUUUUUAUUUUUUUAUUUUUUUUUUAACCUAAUAAGAUUCAAAUCACCUUAUCAUUUUUAAUUAAUUAAUUAAUUUUCACUUUCGGUUUGAAGUAUUGUUUGUGUAGAAGAAUAUAUGAUCAUGUCAUCUUCUGUACUGACACGAAUAGGACGACAGCGACAACGAUAUGACAAUAAUUUCACGUCAUGCAUUCCUUACCGGAUAACAGAAAACUACGAAGAUGAUGUUGAGAGUGGUGAUAUUGAGUACAGGAUACAAGUUCUUAUGGUUUCUUCACCAGACCGCCAUGACAGAGUCUUCCCAAAAGGUGGAUGGGAGGAUGAUGAAACUGUUUUAGAAGCUGCUUGUCGGGAAGCCUUUGAGGAAGCAGGGGUCAAAGGAAAUCUAAGAGAAACUCCGUUGGGAGUAUGGGAGUUCAGAAGCAAAAGUCGAGAGGAGAUAUGCAACCUCAGCCUGGAAGGUGGAUGCAGAGGAUAUAUGUUUGCAUUAGAGGUCACCCAAGAGCUUGAUACCUGGCCAGAGCACCAAAACCGUGACAGGAAAUGGCUAAGCAUAAAGGAGGCAUUUAGAGUGUGCCGGUAUGAAUGGAUGCGCAAAGCGUUGGAGCAGUUUCUGAGAGUCAUGGGAGGAGGACUAGUACUUUCAGUUUGUGAUGAUAAUGAUAAUAUUGAUGAUGAGGAUGGAAAAGUGAAAGUUGUGGAGAUGAUGAUGGGAUCAGAAGAUGAGAUGAAAUUAGGAGGAGAGCUGCCACCUCCGGAUUCUACCCUGCAGCCGCCCUUGUCAGAUGUGGAACAUGUGAUGGCUGAAUGUAAAAUAGUGUCGUCAAACUGCUACAUAAAGCCAGCUUCUUCUUCUUCAAGUGCUAGUGCUAGUCAACUGGUGAUAUCAGUUGAUUAUCAUGGCACUUGGCUCUCAAGGACAAGGUGGGGUUGCCAUUGA